AUGCCCAAGACAUAUAGCCAGUACCACCACGGCACCAGUCCCAAUCCCUCGCAUUCACGACAACGCUCGUGGGGCACUCCGGCUGCUCAUACCCCAUCGAGCAAAAGAGUAUGGGUCCGUAAAGAAGACGGUCCUCCAACAACCCUCAUGAUGGGUCCCCAUGAUUUGGUAGAUGACCUAAAAUUGGCCAUAACUUAUAAGUAUCCGACAACGCUAGCUCGGCAGUUCGAUCCUGCAGACCUACUGAUUCAACUAAAAAUUCCCGAUGAGCCCGUCAAGAAACAUAAGCCGAAGCAAAGUCUGCUUAAUCGCCUAGUGCUGGAGCAGGAGGACCUGUACAACGCUCCUGUGAGCCGCCUGCCCUCUCUACCAGCAACAAGCUCGUUUGAAUCCCCAUUUGUCACCUUGGAGCCUGACCAGAACGUGUGGGAUAUACUAGACGAAUACUUUGGAGGCAAGAUGUCGAUGGCAGAUGCCCUCCUUGUAGUGGCCAGCCACCGACACGCGCUGAUGCCUUCCUAUGCGUUCGAGGGCUUCCCUGAGAGAACUAACCUGCGGCCAUUAGAGUUUGGAAGUGCUCCGAACCAUCAAAGAGCAAGCUAUACCGAUUUGCCCAACCACCCAACUAAUAACUUGCCCUUGAGAGGGGCCUCCCCGAGUCUAGCGGGGACCUAUCAUCAUCCAAAGCCUCAACAUGCGUACCAGAUGAACCCAAAUCCAAUUACGAAAAACUCGUCGGUGUCGCCUUCGCUAACGCACCGUCUAUCUCCUAUCAACGGCGCCAUUAAUGUCCACAAACGCUCACACUCGAAUCCGCCCCAGCUGCCUUCAAUGACGAGUAUCAAUCAAAUAACGAAAAACAACGGCCAGGCCGUGUUGCUUCUACCGAAGAACUUCACUUUGGGCGAGCAAAAUCACUUGAAACGAUACUCGUUGGACGAUAGCAUGAUGAACAAAAGCUACUCGAAUGCUUCCAAGGACUCCGGCAAUGUCACUAGUAUAGGAGUGCCCCAGGACUCAGAGCUUUCAAACGAUGAAGAGAAACCCAAUACUGGCCAACGGAAAACUAGCCAUGAGCUCACCAGAACCACAAGUGGUACCAAUAACGGCAGCAGGUCCACUGAUCGUUUGCUGGAAACCAAAUCUCUGCGAUCAGUCGAAGAGAAGAGCAAAAGCAGCAGUAACAACAUUUCUAACGGCAGUAGCGGCGCUGGCGCCCUUAGUAAGGAUUCGAGUUCUCACAGUGACUUGUCUCCUGCUGACAUGAGAGAAGCCAAACCCACAUCAACAUUUGAACGAGUACUUCCUUCCCUUUCGGUAUUGGUGGUUGAAGAUAAUGCCAUUAAUCAAGCGAUUUUGGGAGCAUUUUUGAGAAAACACAAAAUUCGGUACCAAAUUGCCAAGAAUGGGCAAGAGGCUGUGGAUAAAUGGAGGAAAGGGGGAUUCCAUCUUGUUCUCAUGGAUAUUCAGCUUCCAGUGAAGUCCGGAAUCGAGGCUACAAAAGAAAUUCGCUAUUUGGAGAAGGUUAAUAGAAUUGGUGUAUUUGCCCAGCAUGAGCUUUCAAAGCUGAAUGGAGAAGCCAGCAUUAAAGACGACGAGAAGCUCGAUCUCAAAGUCUUCCGUUCUCCGGUGAUCAUCGUGGCGCUUACAGCUUCUUCGAACUCCUCAGUGGACAAGAAGAAUGCGUUGACCGCCGGAUGUAACGAUUUCUUGACCAAACCGGUCAAUUUGGUUUGGUUGCAAAAUAAAAUCACCGAAUGGGGGUGCAUGCAAGCGCUAAUUGACUACGACGGUUGGAAAGUUAAAAGGUCAGCCAAGGGGGAGCCACCCAAAGUGGCUGUAAAGUCAUUGCCCCAUCAUAAGCAUAUUGAGAAGGAAAAACCUCUCACGGCGUAA
Candidozyma auris is the source of this 1896-nucleotide messenger RNA. It is a transcript of the gene SSK1, whose product is annotated as mitogen-activated protein kinase kinase kinase SSK1. Bases 1 to 1896 code for a protein of 631 amino acids. Gene Ontology annotation, cellular component: Mcs4 RR-MAPKKK complex. The record is from RefSeq and is a predicted model, not a curated record. Gene Ontology annotation, molecular function: phosphorelay response regulator activity; protein kinase activator activity. Lineage: Eukaryota; Fungi; Ascomycota; Pichiomycetes; Serinales; Metschnikowiaceae. The transcript has a single exon. Gene Ontology annotation, biological process: osmosensory signaling via phosphorelay pathway.